Messenger RNA from Caenorhabditis elegans, 698 nucleotides. RefSeq lists its product as uncharacterized. NCBI's taxonomy places the organism in Eukaryota, Metazoa, Nematoda, Chromadorea, Rhabditida, Rhabditidae. The transcript is spliced from 6 exons. The record is from RefSeq and is marked reviewed. Bases 5 to 631 code for a protein of 208 amino acids.
GAAAAUGAAGCUUCUUCUCCUUGCCUGCUUAGCAGUUCCAGCAAUUUUUGCUCAACAAACUUCUGCUCCAGGAGGAAAUUUGUGCAAUUAUACUCCAGUUGGAGAUGAAUCCACACAGGAUGCAGUUCCAAUUCAAGAUUUCCGAUCCUCUGGAUUGGAUUUUGUGAGACCAAAUUGGUGCAUCACUCACUGUGCUGACCGCAAAUCCGUCAAGGUUGCUGCACGUUUCCAAUUUGCCAAUCAGUCAACUGCAGUUCCAACCUACAAUGUUCGCCGUCACUACACCCGUAAAUCUGGAGUCAAGGUUCAUGCUGAGCUGAUCAGCGGCACUCCAACCAAGCGCGAUGAUGAUGAUUUCAAUUUCUGCAUCGACGACACUGUUUCUGCAACAAUCGAUACGGUUGUUAAGACUUACAAUGACAUCGAAACCAUGUCAGAGGCUCUCAACUUCUAUAUCAAUAAGCCAGGAUGGGCUUAUGUCAUCUAUGAUAUGGGAGUUCCACCAAGCGUCAUUGGAACCGACAAUGUCAAGCAAGAUAUGAACUACUGCGAGAAGUUUGCCCAAAAGCAAAUGCCGGAUGGAACCUGGGGUUUGUAUCAAGUGUUCGCCGGAUUGAUCAAGGCCAACUGAUUUGUGAUUUUUUGGGUUUUUCCCACAACUAACAGUGCAGAUGUAAUUUGAAUAAAACUUUGAACAU